This is a messenger RNA of Protobothrops mucrosquamatus (brown spotted pit viper), 1743 nucleotides long. RefSeq names its product inhibitory synaptic factor 2A (gene INSYN2A). Bases 78 to 1703 code for a protein of 541 amino acids. Lineage: Eukaryota; Metazoa; Chordata; Lepidosauria; Squamata; Viperidae. The record is from RefSeq and is a predicted model, not a curated record. Gene Ontology annotation, biological process: inhibitory postsynaptic potential. The transcript has 5 exons. Gene Ontology annotation, cellular component: postsynaptic density.
AAGGGGUUUUAUUUUCCAGGAUUGUAUACAACCAAUUAGUAAUAGUAUAUUUGUUAUAUUUUAGGCUAAGUAACAAGAUGGCCAAAGGAACCGAUCAUGAGAUGAGGAAUCUUUCAUCUCCAGCCUCACAAUCCCUCAAUGAUGAAAGUACCAUAGGAAGUGAGGAACCCAGCAAAUGCUUGCUUGGAGUCUCUGAGAGUGAAGUUGAUUCAGCAACAUCACUUGCCUUAGAAAUGAAAUAUGCAUUGGAUCCCAAUCGGCAAAUCAAGAAAAGAAAUAAAGCCCUACAGGUGAGAUUCAAAGACAUCUGCGAGGCCCAGAAUGAACAAAGGGACAAACAGCUCUCUUUGUUACAGCAGCCUGACCAAAAGGAAGCAAAACCCAUCUCUUACAGAGCAACUUACAGAAAAUACAUGACAGUGCCUGCCCGAAGAUCAAUCCCGAAUGUUACUAAAAGUACAGGAGUUCAGACUUCGCCUGAACUUAAAAAGUGUUACCAGACCUUCCCUUUGGACCGGAAAAAGGGAAAUGUAAUCAAAAGCAUAGCUUCAGUGGACACUUUUCCAAGUCAAAACAACGGAUUCCUAAUUGAUGUUAAAGAGAAAGACAGCAAAAUCUCAGGAGAGGCUAUUCAGUGUAGCAAGAAAGUCACUGGAUUUGUGACAGCUGAAUUUAUUUCACAUACUAAUGAACGCAUGAAUGCAAUAGAGCCGCUUUCCAAGGACAACUGUUUGGAGACAUGUAUAAGCACUGAUUUGCACAGCUGUAGUAAAGAACCUCCUUCUCUACAGGACUCAGCAGCUUCAGUUUUAGAAGAGGCUGAUUAUCAGCUGCAUGACAAAGCAAAACACCACACUGGGCCAUUGAGGUAUGAGGAAGCUAAUCCAGCUAGCCAAGGAAAAGUGUUCAAGACAGAAGUAGCUUCUGUCUACUUGCCUGCAUCUGGUUCACACACCUCACUGGCUGACCAGCAACAUUUUGCAGCACCAGGGAAUGACUGGUCCCUGUGUCCAGCCGAUGAGGAGGACAGAAAAAGAACUCUGCAUCUUAAUGGUCUGCAGUCACAAGCUGUAAGUACAGCUCAGGCCUAUUCCACACAGGCACAGUGCCAGUCUACCCUAUGUAACGAACAGACCCUUCAGGUAAAUGUUUCACCUAUGGAAGGAAAACAGCCUUGUCAGACAGCAGUUGCUAUGAGUGAAGGAUGUCAACAAAUUGUGCCUCAUACUGAAGUGGUAGAUUUGAAAGCACAGCUACAGAUGAUGGAGAAUCUGAUCAGCUCAAGUCAGGAAACCAUAAAGGUCUUGUUGGGUGUUAUUCAGGAGUUGGAAAAGGGAGAAGCUCAUAGAGAAGGAUAUUGUUCCAAGGGGAAAAACUUUAUGUCGAAAUCGGACCUUGACUAUGUAAUGAAAGCUUCUUCUCAUUUGUUGAGACUUGACCCAUUAAAGCUUUCAUAUCGGACUGGUCAAGACACAUCCAAUUGUGACACGUGUAGGAACAGUGCGUGUAUAAUCUAUAGUGUGGAAUUAGAUUUUAAGCAGCAAGAAGACAAACUUCAGCCAGUUCUGAGAAAACUUCAUCCUAUUGAGGAAACUCAGGUUGCACCUUUGCCUUAUUCUCAGGAGAGUUACUCCUCAACUCCCAAGCAAAAAUCCAAAACUGAAUCAAAAAAGCAUGGAAGAUGGAAACUCUGGUUUCUUUAACUAAAUCCGUAUUAUAUGGAAUUUUAAGGUCGCCUUCAUA